UACCAGAGGACUUACCACAGAAGUCUGGAGUUACCGGAGGACUUACCACAUCUAUUCUUCCUCAUCGUUCUUCCUCAUCAUUCUUCCGGCGAGACUCAUCGCAUCAUGGCGUCUGCGGGCUGCCUGGGCGACUGCCCUGAUACGGUGUCCGUGGCGAGCGAUCUGCACGAGACGGCCUCGCUGCCGUGGGCGGUUGCCGUGAGCGACGGCGUGCGCAAGCUGGACGUGUUCAGCUGCGGGCUGGCGGUGCUGUACCUGCUGGUGUGUGUCUGUGGCCUGGCGGGGAACACCCUGGUGGCCGUCGCCGUGGUGAAGAUGGACCGGCUGUCAUCCUCCACCAGCGUGUACAUGCUGACCCUGGCGCUCGCCGACGGCCUCUUCAUGCUGGGCCUGCCGCUCAUCGCCGCCCAGAACCUCCUGCACCGCUGGCCCUUCGGCGACGCCGCCUGCCGGCUGCUCAUGGUGCUGGACGGCACCAACCAGUUCACCAGCGCCUUCUGCCUGACGGCCAUGAGCGUGGACCGCUACCUGGCGCUGAGCGACCCGCUGCGCUUCGCCGGCUGGCGCCGUCCCCGCCGGGCCGCGCUGGUAUCGCUGCUGCUGUGGCUGCUGUCCAUGGUGCCGGUGCUGCCCGUGGCGGCCCACUUCUCGGCCCGCGGCGGGUUCUGCGCCGUGGACCCGGAGCUGACGGAGGGGGGCGGCGGCCUGGCGUUCCUGUGCUGGGCCUUCGCUCUGGGAUUCGCCCUGCCCCUCUGCAUCAUGCUGGCCACCUACGGGGCGUUGGCAUGGCGACGGCGGCACGGAGGAGGCCCGGGCGCCGCGGUGACGGUGACGGAGACAGAGCGCGCGGAGCGGCGGGUGACGGUGAUGGUGGCGGCGGUGGCGGCGGUGUUCGGCGCGUGCUGGCUGCCGUUCUACGUGCUGAACUUCCUGGCGCUGUGGCUGGGGGAGUGGGCGGAGCAAGCCGAGUGGGCGGAGCAGGCGGAGGAGGUGUUCGUCCACGGGUUCGAGGCGGCGGUGCUCCUCUCCUACGCCUGGAGCUGUGCCAACCCCCUGCUCUACGCCUGCCUCUCGCACGCCUUCAGACGCCACUUCAGCGCCCUGCUCUGCCCCCGCAAGAACACGCCCACAAACCCACGCCAGCCCGACACCGAGCACUACGACCUCAACGACAGCGCCCUCCACGGGCCGGAGGCAGGGGUGCGGGUGUGAGCUCAUCUUUACUUCUCUUCCGUCGACAAGCUCGAGUCUCUGACUUGGGACAGAAACUUAAUCAGAAUCAUCCCUGGAGUGACAGCUGCUGUCCUCUGCUCAACCAAUCAGGUAACACGCCCAGGACAGAGGGGGGCGGUGCCAGGAGGUGGGUGAUGGCCAAUCAGGCGACAGCAGGGUGGAGCCAAAACUGAAUGAGAAGGAAGCUCUUUCAUGUUGGGGGGUGUGGGUUACAUAACCUGUCUCCCUCAUUAAUGUCUGUCCAACCCCCACCCCCCUCCACCCCCCCACCCACCCCAGCACUUUUAAACAAACUGAGAUGAUGUCAGUGUUGCCAUAGAGACCAGAGCUCUCUGGAUUCCAACACAACAUGAAGUUGACUUGGCUUCACACAGGCAG
This is a messenger RNA of Clupea harengus (Atlantic herring), 1611 nucleotides long. RefSeq names its product somatostatin receptor type 5. NCBI's taxonomy places the organism in Eukaryota, Metazoa, Chordata, Actinopteri, Clupeiformes, Clupeidae. Gene Ontology annotation, molecular function: somatostatin receptor activity; neuropeptide binding. Gene Ontology annotation, cellular component: plasma membrane; neuron projection. Gene Ontology annotation, biological process: neuropeptide signaling pathway; regulation of insulin secretion; cellular response to glucocorticoid stimulus. The record is from RefSeq and is a predicted model, not a curated record.